Messenger RNA from Saprolegnia diclina VS20, 1161 nucleotides. RefSeq lists its product as hypothetical. The coding region runs from base 413 to 955 and encodes 180 amino acids. NCBI's taxonomy places the organism in Eukaryota, Oomycota, Saprolegniomycetes, Saprolegniales, Saprolegniaceae. Gene Ontology annotation, cellular component: extracellular region. The record is from RefSeq and is a predicted model, not a curated record. The transcript has a single exon.
UGAACUGCUGCCCAGAGCUGAGCUCUAGAGCUGUAAUACGCUCAGCAGUCUCGCCCCGAGCUCUCGCCCUGUGGACCUAGCAGCUAGACCCAGGGUGUAGCUCCAAGGUGUGUUCCCAUGCAGACCAAGCAGCUCAUUUGUCGGAGCAUUUUCUGUGCCGACAAGGAGCGGCGUGAGAUGCAAACCUUCAGGUUGGGGAAGCUGCGCUUCGUGCACGAGCCCCAAAGAAGUUCCUUGGUACAGCUUGGCACAGCUUCUACGCGUGAGUAGCGCUUGAGGCAGAGAAUUGUACGAGAAGAGGUGCCUAUCAUCGCGCUCGCUUCGUGGGCAAAACCUUGCUCUUGGGACAAAACCUUGCGCCAGUGUCGGCCUCCUCAGUCAGCACUUUCCAACUUGCCAUCAAGUAGCGACCAUGAAGACCUCUGCCCUUGUCCUUGCCAUGGCUGGCGCCGCCGCCGCUGCGUCGGCCCCGUGUGACCCGGCGGCCUUGACCACGAAGCUCUUGCCCGUUGCGGGUACGCCGGCGUUCGCGGCGUGCGGCAAGGACGCCAGCUUCGACCUUCAGACCGUCAUCACGGGUGCCAUGCCGACGGACGCGCAGGUCAAGAUGAUUCUCGCAAGCACCAACUGCCAGGAGCUCUACAAGUCGCUCCAGACGAGCAUUGGCGCCUUCACGCCCGUCUGCUCGAUUGGCGGCGUCGAAACGACGGCCGUGAGCGCGCUCGAAAUGUCCAAGGGCUUCGAGCUCAUGCUCAAGGCCUUUGCCAGCCUCGCCGGCGCGACCCCGACCAAGGCUACCAAUGGCACGGCCAACUCCAACUCUACGAUCAAGGCCACGACGGUCCCGACCGCGGGGUCGCAGGCUACCGCCACGAGCACGCCCAAGCCGACCAGCGCGGCCUCCUCGGUCGUGCUUACCAUGACGGCCGUCGUCGUCGCCGCGGCCCUCCACUAAGCGAAGGCAUGACCCAGCCAGUGCACUACGGCGUAGUAGUAUGACUCCAUUCACAUCAAAUACAUUGCCAUCGACCUUUAACGCGUCAAGAUCGUCCCUGUCGGCUGCAUAAAGUGCGCCACGCGGUGCUGGCCCCUACUUUAACCUAGGGUUAAACGUGGGUUGCAUCGUGGUGUGCGCUUGCUUGCGACAGCUACAUAUCCCAA